AUGUUAGUAUGCUACAUUUUGUUAGAGGUUUAUCAUUUUGAUAAAAACAAACAUAGAGGUGGUGAACGUGAGAGAGACAAACACAGAGGUGGUGAACGUGGUCGGGAGUUACGUAGUACGGAAAACGUUGACCCUCUGUUCGAAAUACGCAAUAAUUUUUUACUUGGGGCAUAUCAGGCGUGCAUAAACGAAGCACAAAGCUUACAAGUGAAAGAUGAGAAUCAUAAACUGCUAAAAGAUGUCUACAUGUAUCGAGCUUAUAUUGGGCAAAAUAAACUUCAGCUAGUAUUAAGUGAGAUUGAUAAAACUUCUCAAUCACCUCCGCUCAGAGCGAUUCGUCAUUAUGCUAACUAUUUAGCGAAUCCAUCUAGAAGAUCAUCAAUAUUAAAGGAGUUUGAGACCGAGCUUGAUGAAGAACGAUAUCAUGAUGAUAUAGUUUCUCUGAUGGCAGCUGAAAUGUAUAUCCAUGAGAAUAAUAUUGAAAAAGCAUUGCGACUGUUGCAUCCCUGUGAAUCUUUGGAAACUCGUUCUUUAGUUGUUGUAUGUUUGUUGAAAAUAGAUCGUGUUGACUUGGCAGCAAAAGAAGUGAAAAAAAUGCAGGCAAAGGAUGAAGAUGCGACUAUAACGCAACUUGCUCUUUCUUGGGUCAAUAUGGCACUGGGAAAAGAUAAAUUGAAGGAUGUGUAUUAUACAUAUCAAGAGAUGAUCGACAAAUACGGUUCAACCCCAUUGCUUUUAGUCGCUCAGUCGUCGUGUUUAAUUCUGCAGCACAAAUUUGAAGAAGCGGAAAAAUUACUUUUAGGAGCGCUGCAGAGAGAUGCCAAUUAUCCAGAAGCUAUUGUAAAUCUAAUUGUUGUCAGUCAACAUCUAGGAAGAGCCCUUGAAGUUACUAAUCGCUACAUCAACCAGUUAAAAGAAGGCUCUCCAGAUUACAAGUGGAUUGUAGAUUAUAUUGCUCAGGAAAACACAUUUGAUCGAGUUGCAUCGGAACAGCAUCUUGAAGCUUAG
This is a messenger RNA of Thelazia callipaeda (thelaziosis nematode), 1008 nucleotides long. NCBI's taxonomy places the organism in Eukaryota, Metazoa, Nematoda, Chromadorea, Rhabditida, Thelaziidae. The record is from the annotation of a GenBank genome assembly.